CGCCCUGUCCCAGAGACUAGCAACUGCAGGAAGUGUAGCAUAGAGUCGUUGAUGCCGUUGAAGCUUGCACCGUUUCGUUCAGCUUUGCGGUGCUAUGUUUGUCGAGGGCAGCACGGGCUCGCGUGGUCAGCCCCCGAGUCGUACGAAGAGCUCUGGAAAGCGGUGUCGUCUUUCAAAAUGCAGAAAGUGAUAGCGAAUGUAGCCGAGAAAACUCCAAAUCGUGUGACUCCGCAGGCUCUGAUGUAUGCUGGAAAACCUGGAGAUUCAUCAUAUAUGAUUACGACUGCAAACUAUUUGCUCCAUACUCUACCAGUACGAUUGUCCAGAAGAAUUCGCCAAUUCCAACAGCUCCCAUUUCUGGUCGGCUGUAAUCCACACAUUAUGAGAGUACAUUGGUUAUACAUCCGUUCCUUUCAAAUAAUCUCCAAUUUUAAACAUGUGGUCAACAGUAAUGAUGAAAUGGAUUUCACCACAGUGUUGAAAGACAGACUGCAUGAUCACAAGGGUGUCCUCGAAUCUCUCGCUCUCGGCUUUACCGAAUGCAAGCAAUACAUUUCUGUUGAGAAAAUGCAGACAUUUCUCGACCAAAUCUUGACUUCUCGUCUGGGUAUAAGGAUGCUGUGUGAGCACCACAUUGCUAUGCACAAAAAACAAAGAGGUUAUGUUGGCAUCAUCAACAGGCACUUGUCCCCCAACGAAGUCAUACUCAGAUGCGCAGACUUUGCCAGAGAUGCUUGUCAACACACUUACGGAGUCGCACCAGAGGUGACCGUGGAUGGCCACGUUCAUGUUACCUUUCCAUACAUUGCACAGCCCCUCGAAUACAUUUUGGAAGAACUACUAAAGAAUUCAUUUCGGGCAACAGUACAAUUUCAUAAACAUCGGAGAGAAUUACCUCCAGUCCGUGUGACUAUUUCCAAUAGCCAGUACGAAUUCUCUAUUAGGGUGAGCGACAGAGGUGGAGGUAUCCCUCACAAAGAAGUCCCACAGCUAUUGCAAUACUCUGCAACUACAGCCGACGAAAAAUCACAAGACGACACAGAUGUGUUUUCUCAUUUUUUGGGCAGCAUGAACCCGGGCCCAACUGCUGGUCCAAUGGCCGGGUUCGGUUACGGAUUUCCAACAUCUCGAGCAUAUGCUCGCUACCUCGGCGGAGAUCUACAAUUCAACACUAUGGCACAGAUGGGAACCGACGUUUUCUUACGAUUAAAACAUUUUGAUGAUACCUUUUAUAUAUAGGUUAUUCACAUACGCUGGUUACAUGUGUUCAUGCACAGCUAAUUUUUGCACAUAAUGAUUAUCGGCAAUGACAAGAUUGGGUUCAAAUAGAA
Corticium candelabrum is the source of this 1331-nucleotide messenger RNA. RefSeq names its product 3-methyl-2-oxobutanoate dehydrogenase [lipoamide] kinase, mitochondrial-like. Gene Ontology annotation, molecular function: pyruvate dehydrogenase (acetyl-transferring) kinase activity. Lineage: Eukaryota; Metazoa; Porifera; Homoscleromorpha; Homosclerophorida; Plakinidae. The record is from RefSeq and is a predicted model, not a curated record. The coding region runs from base 52 to 1239 and encodes 395 amino acids. Gene Ontology annotation, biological process: protein phosphorylation; regulation of glucose metabolic process. Gene Ontology annotation, cellular component: mitochondrion. The transcript is spliced from 10 exons.